AUGAAAAGUGGGGAAUCAGUACAAGUUUUCCUUUCUAGAGUAUCUGCCAUUGUUAAUCAAAUGAAAUCCUAUGGAGAAGAAGUUUUUGAUGUAACUGUAGUUGCAAAAGUAUUGAGAAGUUUGACUCCAAAAUUCGAUCAUGUAGUUGCUGCCAUUGAGGAGUCAAAAGACUUGUCUAAUUUCUCUUUUGAUGAACUAAUGGAUUCUUUGCAAGCUCAUGAAGCCAGACUGAACAGAUCAGUUGAAAAAAGUGAAGAGAAAGCAUUUCAUGUGAAGGGGGAGUCCUCUAACCAUAUGGAUGAGCCAAAAGAUGCAGCGGGCAAAGGACGUGGAAGAGGAGGACACUGUGGUAGAGGUGGUCCAGGUAGAGGCAGAGGACAAAAUGGUGAGCAAGGUGAACAUAGGCCGUUUGAUGACAAGCAAAAAGGCAACAAGAGUGGUGUUCAAUGUCACUACUGCAAAAGAUAUGGGCAUAUAAAAGUUGAAUGUUGGAAAAGGGAAAAACAAGCAAGCUAUGCAGAAAAAGAAGACGAAGCUGAGGUGAAGUUGUUCAUGGCCUAUCAUGAAGACACAAAUGUCUCAACUGACAUUUGGUGUUUGAAUAGCGGUUGCUCAAAUCACAUGACCAGCGUGAAGUCAUUAUUCAAGGAACUUAAUGAAUCAUACAAGUUGAAAGCGAGAAUUGGAGACAACAAGUAG
Molecule: messenger RNA, 699 nt
Organism: Nelumbo nucifera (sacred lotus)
Lineage: Eukaryota; Viridiplantae; Streptophyta; Magnoliopsida; Proteales; Nelumbonaceae
Molecular function (GO): nucleic acid binding; zinc ion binding
Source: RefSeq, a predicted model, not a curated record